AUGGACGCAGACUCAGAGGUUGAAUUUGAAAGUUUCUUCCAAAGCAGCAGUAACAACAGGGAAUCCGAGGAUUCUUCAAGCGGAUUUGGUUCGAUCCAGAUGAGUUGUGACGAAAUGGCUUUUUUCAGCUCCGAUAAUGCUCUCCACGAGGACAAUAGAGCGAAAGAAGAAGAGUCUUGCGAGUCCGUAGAUCAAGGGAAUCAAACAUUCUAUGACUUCAACUCUGAUUCAUCAAGAAUCCGAGAGAAUCCCGAGGAAGAAGGAUGUGGGGAUGUGAAUAUAGCCUUUCCUCAAGGCUCCAAUGUAUUGGAUAGCUAUGAAAAUCAGAUAACAAACUCUCCUCGAAAGCAUUUGUCCUUUGAUUUAGAUCAGUUGCAUGUAAGACAUAUGGAUUCAGGAAAUGCAGGUUCAGACACAAUAUUUUCCGGAUUUACUACAGGGUCUAGAAAGAAGAUUCAAGUUAGAAAGGAAAGCAUGGACUCGGCAUAUAGGACAUUUGAUGGGGCAGCAAAAAAGGUGGAUAUGCAAACUUUGUCAAGGUUUUAUGAUAUAUCUAAAGACGAAAGCGAAUAUAUGGGGCCUGAGAGAGUCUACGAAGAGAUAAAAAGAAGACUUGUGAAAGAAGAUGCAAACCGAGUAUUUGCACAGUUUACUUGGUCCUGGAUCUAUUUCUUUUUUGGAAGAAAGAAGAUGGAAUUCGAUGAUCUUGUAGAUAGAAUAGAAGAGCAAGUCAAAGUAAGGUUAGAGAACGAGUACUCCAUACUUCGGAGAAUUGUUGAGGGGGAUGAGGUACCAUGGAGAUACAUGAUUCUCUUGGUCAUUGGAAUAGACAAAGAGAGGAUUGAGGUAUUUGAUGGAUAUUACAGUCUUUAUGCAUUAUAUGAUGAGCCUCUUCGAAGAAAGAUAGAAAAAAAAGAGAUACGUGUUGGACUCAAGCUCAAGAUUUUUGGAGCAGAACUUGGGGGAGGUGAGUUCAUGUCUAUUUUUGAUCCUGAAAGUGCCUUUCUAAGACUUCAUCAUAAUGGAGUCCAAGUUGUUCAUUCCAGAAGAAGGCUUGGCUAUAGAAAAAGAGUAGGGUUUAAGAUAAGAAUAUCUGACAUUCGCAAUGAUGGAGGGCCUGUUAGUUGCAUUGAGGGGAGGAUUGCCAAGAUUAUCGAGACGAAAUAUCUUGUGAAGGUAGAGAACUACAGUUGUACAACCGAGAAUCUUGAGCCUGAGCUCGAUAAGAUAGAAGAGCUUGCAAAAAAGGCCCAAAGGAUAUUUUCAUCCCAUGAUAUAAGGAUCAGCAUGUAUACUAGGCUCCUUGUCAGAGAUAGCAGUGGAGAAUGCAUGGUGACAUGGUGGAACCCCUCAUCAGAUGCCAAGGUGGGCCAAAUGGUAAGGAUGGUUUAUUUGAAUCCUUCAAGGGCCAAGGAACUUCAUCUUAAUACCAGCAGAAGAGGAUAUGUUAAACUCCUUAUAUAG
Encephalitozoon romaleae SJ-2008 is the source of this 1464-nucleotide messenger RNA. Its product is annotated as putative integral membrane protein. Gene Ontology annotation, biological process: regulation of DNA-templated transcription; double-strand break repair via homologous recombination. The transcript has a single exon. Bases 1 to 1464 code for a protein of 487 amino acids. Lineage: Eukaryota; Fungi; Microsporidia; Unikaryonidae. The record is from RefSeq and is a predicted model, not a curated record.